This is a messenger RNA of Glycine soja, 876 nucleotides long. Its product is annotated as biogenesis of lysosome-related organelles complex 1 subunit 1-like. The record is from RefSeq and is a predicted model, not a curated record. Gene Ontology annotation, cellular component: BLOC-1 complex. Bases 122 to 754 code for a protein of 210 amino acids. The transcript is spliced from 3 exons. NCBI's taxonomy places the organism in Eukaryota, Viridiplantae, Streptophyta, Magnoliopsida, Fabales, Fabaceae. Gene Ontology annotation, biological process: endosomal transport.
AUCAAAGUGAUAUUUAAGUCAAAAGAAAAUGUUAAAACAACAUUCACUUAAUAUUUCAUUGUCAAAUUUGCAGGGUAAGUAGUUGGGGCUUCUUAACUUUACAAAGUGAAGUUAGAACUGAAUGAAUGAAAAAGGGUACAUGGCAAUGGACGCAGAGCCAAAAGGUCUAGAAGCUUCCUUGCAACAUUUGAUUGAUCUUCACCACCACAAAUCUCUUGUCCUUGCCCACCACACAGACAAAGCCAAGAAGGACGCAAUAAGGAAAGCCGAGCGUGUUUCUGAUUUGCUGGUUGAAGCAGUGAAUGGUGGGGUCCAAGAUUCUUUCAUCAACCAGAAGCGAAUUGAGCUUGAAAUUCGAACUCUGGCUGCCACCAUCACCAGGUUCAUGAAGCAAACCGAUCAAUGGCUCGCUGCCACUCAUGCCCUCAACACUGCUCUCAAGGAAAUUGGAGACUUUGAGAACUGGAUGAAGAUCAUGGAAUUUGAUUGUAAAAGUAUCACCACAGCUAUACAGAAUAUUCACCAAGACUCCAAGAGUGAUAUUACAGCAAGUUUUCAUGCAUGUCACAAUAAAAAAACUUCGUACCCCAUUGCCCAGAGGCUCUUCGCUAUGCGAAGGUAUGGGGGAGGGAUAUUGUACGCAGCCUUACCCUUGCAUAUGCAAAGAGGCUGUUUCCGGAUUCGAACCCAUAACCAACAAGUCACCAAGGCACCAAGGCACAACUUUACCCAUGCAUGUCACAAUGAAAUAUAAAUUUCUAAUCCCUUUUCAUUCAUUUUUCUAUUCUACGCAUAAUAUCGAAUAUCAUGUGUUAGUCAUUUGACUUUGUUUUCAGUGAAGUAACCAGCUUGAAGAAGCAAGAAUUGAUUAUUACC